CAUUAUGCGUAUGCGCGUGCAAAGUGUCAAACAUAAAGGAAACUCUUAAAAAUAAAUUUCUGUUUAUUCAAUUAAAUGAAAAUGAAUCAGGACGAAUUUAAAAAUAAAAUAAUAAAAACCGUACAGAAGCAUCGAUGUAUUUACGACACAUCCAUGCGAGAGUACAAUUCGAAUGAGCACAGGGAGAAAGCGUGGGAAAAAGCUGCCAAGGAAGCAUCAACAUCAGUAACAGAAAUAAAGACAAUCUACGAAAGACUUCGACAGCAGUACACGCGAGAAUUGAAGAAACGCCAUCUCAGAGGAGACAGCUACUGGCCAUUCUUCGAUGCUAUGAACUUCCUGUAUCCCUACGUGCGAUCCCGUCGACCAAAGCGCACAUUUCACAAAGAGAAGAAGAUAAAGCGUGACGAUACAGAGACAUCUCAGAGUUCAGCAAUUGAGGGGAGCACAACUGGUUCAUAUCAAAAUGAAAAUGAUUUCCUGCAGGAUGCCAUUGUCCUCGAAUCAGACACGGAGGAAUUUGUCGAGGAGAAAUUUGUAAUCAAUAGGCGUAGCUCACUACAUGAGGAAGCUGCUCCGCCCCAGGCAGCCGCACCAACCCCACCCCCAAAUCAGGAGCAGGAGGAAUUCCAAACAGCAGAGGAAUCAGAUGGGAAUGCCAUGAUGGCAGCUGAGAGUAGCACAAAUGUCGACGUCCUCGAUUGUUACCUCAAAAUCAUUCAUCGAAAGCUUCGAGAACUUCCGGAGAGCGUUGCAGAGGAUCAGUGCAUUCAAUUCAUCAGUCAACUCAAUCAUGUUCUGAGGAAUAAUUAAUAAAUCUGCCCUGACUAGUAA
This is a messenger RNA of Lutzomyia longipalpis, 834 nucleotides long. RefSeq lists its product as uncharacterized. The transcript is spliced from 2 exons. Gene Ontology annotation, cellular component: transcription regulator complex; nucleus. The coding region runs from base 76 to 813 and encodes 245 amino acids. The record is from RefSeq and is a predicted model, not a curated record. Gene Ontology annotation, biological process: regulation of transcription by RNA polymerase II. NCBI's taxonomy places the organism in Eukaryota, Metazoa, Arthropoda, Insecta, Diptera, Psychodidae.